Messenger RNA from Menidia menidia (Atlantic silverside), 3069 nucleotides. Lineage: Eukaryota; Metazoa; Chordata; Actinopteri; Atheriniformes; Atherinopsidae. The record is from the annotation of a GenBank genome assembly.
AAAAAAUUGAGUUCCAGAGCACGAAUUACUCCUCAAGGUCCCUAGGAAAUUGUGUGAUGAGCUCCAACUUGCAGCAACACGUUCUUCAGGCAGUUUCCAACCCCUCUGCUUUUGGAUAACAGAAUGUCUGAUGUGAAAGUCUGCCCCACUAAGAGUGGGAAUCCGUCUCCGCCAGAGGUCACAAAUCCCAAGAAGCCUGGGCGUGUAACAAAUCAGCUCCAGUAUUUGGAGAAGGUGGUGAUCAAAGCUUUAUGGCGGCAUCAAUAUUCUUGGCCUUUUCGUCAGCCAGUUGAUGCAGUGGCACUAUGUCUUCCAGAUUAUUAUACAAUUAUUACACACCCUAUGGAUCUGAGCACCAUUAAGAAACGACUUCAGAAUCAAUAUUACUGCGAAGCAAUCGAAUGUAUCAAAGACGUCAACACUAUGUUCACCAACUGCUAUGUGUACAACAAGCCUGGAGAUGACAUUGUUUUUAUGGCACAGACCCUGGAAAAGCUUUUUUUGCUUAAACUCUCUCAAAUGCCUAAGGAAGAGAUGGUUACAACAAUCAUAACACAGGAACCAAUAAAAGGGAAGAAGACAAAUACAGGUGCAAUAAAGCAGACAUCUCUCAUGUCAGAGGUUGUUCUCCAGCAAACUGAGAAAGUCACUGCUACUGAGGAACCUCAGCUUAUCCCACCCAUCCAACUCUCUGCACUAACUGAUGCAACAAUUAAAAAGGGAUUGAAGAGAAAAGCAGACCCUGUUAUUCCUGCCACCUCUAUCUUCAGUAACGGUGAGGUGUCUGUGAUAGAGGAACAUCCAACACCUUGCACACUUCUCUCCAGGAGAGGCAGUGGUAGGGCCAUCAAGCCUCCUAAGAAAGACUUGCUUUUGUCAGAGGACAAGAGUGGCAGACUUCCAGAGGAGCUCAGGUACUGUGAGAGUAUCCUAAAGGAGAUGCUCUCUAAGAGGCACUAUGCAUGCGCUUGGCCCUUUUAUACACCAGUUGAUGCAGUUGCUUUGGGCUUGCACGACUACCAUGACAUCAUCAAGAAGCCUAUGGACCUAGGCACCAUCAGGUUGUUGUUUCCUCAGAAAAAAAUGGAUCAGCGAGGGUAUGCAACUGGCAAGGAAUUUGCUGCUGAUGUCCGACUGAUGUUCUCCAACUGCUACAGAUACAAUCCACCAUCACAUGAAGUGGUGUAUAUGGCAAGAAAGCUGCAGGAAGUUUUUGAGGAGCGUUAUGAGAAGGUUCCACAUGAACCGGAGGUAUGCUCCAUGUCUCAUCAGCAAGAUGACAAGAAAACAAAAGGAAACGGGGUUGGAAGUCUUUCAACUUCAGCAAGUUCUGAGAGUGACAGCUCUUCAGACUCUGAAUAUUCAUCAGAAGCCGUUGCCAUGCAGCUUUCUCAUCUAGAGAAACGGUUGAAAGCUGUCAGUGAUCAGCUGACUAAACUUGCUCAGGACCCUCUAAUGAAGUCAAAGAAGAAAGGGAAGUUGAAAAAAGAAAAGCGAUCAAAAGAAAAGGAUAUCGCUCGACUCAAGAGCAUAUCUGCAAAGUACAAGUCCAUUGUAGAAAAGCUUGCAAAUGGCAAGGCCUCUGCUUUGCCUGAGAACAAAAUUCAGAAACUCAACAUGCCCUCCAAAUGUGAAAAUGAGCUUUCAUCAACACCAAUGACUUAUGAAGAAAAGAAGCAGUUAAAACUGGAUGUCAACAAGCUGCCUGGUGAGAAACUGGGCAAGCUGGUGAGCAUAAUUCACAACAGAGAGUCAUGUCUGCGAAAUGCCGCUCCCAAUGAGAUAGAAGUGGACUUUGAAAUGCUCAAAACAUCCACCCUUAGAGCUCUGCAGAGGUUUGUUGAAACCUGUUUGAGGAAAGGCAGCAACAGUGGAAAUGUAAAAAAACUGAAGCCCAAACGUGGAGUGCAGUUUAAGAAACUAAAUGAUGAUGGAAAGCCUUUAGUUUUCAGUAAAGAGAAAAUGUCACCAGCGAUGACGCAUCCUGACCAUAGUGACCAGUUGUGUGUCAAAGAGAACAGCAGCACAACCUCUGGCUCUGGCAGCAGUACUAGUAGUACACAUUCUAGUACUUCUGACAGCAGUGAUUCUGAAUCAGUGCCUCGCAGAUUGAAGUGGAAAUCCAAAGAUUCUUGCCAAAAUGUUAACAAGAAGGAGACACACAAUGCCUGUAGUGAGGAGAAGCCAGAGUGUAAAGAUGUGAUGAAGGCCUCAGUCUGGAUUGGUCAGCCUCCUGGGCAAUCCAAGGUGGCUCAAAGUGAAUACCAGCAAACGCACUGUGAUGCAGACGACACAACAGAUGAGGAGAUUAUAUUCCCUCCAGAUUUGUCUGCACUUUUAUCCCCCAUGGUUUCACCAGGGCUUUUGUCAGAUUGGGCAACAGCAAGAUUUGAGCAGGGUCCGAUGCUCUCCCCUCUUGAAGACAGCCCAAUGGAAUCGAAAGAUGAAAUGACUUGCAAUUUCAGAUAUGCUGAGGACUUUCCAGAUGAGGUGACCAAGGUGCCUCAAACGAACACUGAGAACAAAUUUGCAGAGGAAGAAAAAAACAAAGUUCAUAAAAAGGACAUAUUUUUGAAAAAUGCCGAGUCUUGGGCAAGGCUGGUGAGACAGUCAAUAACCCCAGCAGCAAUCAAGUCCUCCAAAGAGAGCUUCCAGCAGUUCCGUAAGGCUGCUAUAGAAAAGGUAGAGCGUGAAAAAGCACUGAAGAAGAAACCAAUAGAUGAAAACAAGGAGACUCCAGAUAGCAUUUUCUCAGAGGCUGCCCCACAUGCUUCCAGUCAUGUGUCACAAAAACAAUCUCCUGAUGAAUCGCAGCCUCCAAACCAGUCUUCUGUGGACAGGGAAAGAGAGUUGGCCCGCAAAAAAGAGCAGGAACGCCGCAGGCGGGAGGCCAUGUGUGGUAUUGACAUGACUAUGCAGCGGGACAUCAUGACUACGUUUGAGCUUAACCUGGACUAAAAGUCAGAUGAGGUGCACCAGAGAAAUGGCUUCCGUUUGUCUUGCUUUAAUAACAUGAUGUUUCUGUCCAAAGAUAAUCUGUGUGUUAUAUUUAAAACUAUGGCUGGGGGG